AUGCACGUUAACGCAGCAUUGGUCACCAAUAGAAGACAAACGUACGUGAUCUACAAUGACGAUAGCGUAGCGUUACUGAACGAAUUCGAUAUGACCGUUAACGGAUAUCACACGUUACAGUCGAUAUUUCCAGGAAUACCAUCAUCUCCUACUCUAGCUUUCCGAUAUAUCGAUGGGUCUCUUUAUUUCCUACACAAACGUCAAUAUUACAAAUUUAACAAAUUCACCAGAACGAUAACGAAUGCUGAUAAAUUCGACAUGAAAAUACUCAACGUUAAUUGUCCCACAGACGGACUACUCAAGCAAUUGCAGGAUCUUCUUACUCGACUGCUCCAAUCAAGUAAUUCACUCAUAAGCAUCGCGUUGGAUACAGAGGACGAUUAA
Molecule: messenger RNA, 384 nt
Organism: Cyphomyrmex costatus
Lineage: Eukaryota; Metazoa; Arthropoda; Insecta; Hymenoptera; Formicidae
Exons: 1
Coding region: 1-384 (127 amino acids)
Source: RefSeq, a predicted model, not a curated record